ACACGUGAAUGUGAGAGCUGAAAGAGAAGCCAGCGUAGAGAGAGAAGAAGAAGAAAGAAGAUGGAGGAUUCUUUCAUGUCUCACCGUUCAACGUUCCUUCUUCCACCGCAGAAUAAAGACAACACCUCUUCUGUAACUAACUAUGCUCUCGUCAUUCUCAAUCAGCGCCUUCCUACCUACGCACCUCUUCUUUGGGACCACGCGAAGCUGAGAGUGUGUGCUGACGGUGGUGCCAAUCGCCUGUUCGAUGAAAUGACUCAGCUUUUGCAUUCUGAACAGCCAUCUCUUCUUCAAUCCAGGUACAAGCCUGAUGUAAUCAAAGGUGACAUGGAUUCAAUCCGGACAGAAGUACUCGAAUAUUAUAAAAAGCUGGGAACUAAGAUAAUAGAUGAAUCUCACGAUCAGGAUACCACAGAUUUACACAAAUGUAUAUCGUACAUACUUGACCAAACACCAGAUAUUGAUAAAUCAAAACUUUGCAUUCUUGUUACCGGAGCACUUGGCGGGCGAUUUGAUCAUGAAAUGGGAAACAUCAAUGUUCUAUGCCGUUUCUCUAACACUCGGAUUGUCCUUCUGUCUGAGGAUUGCCUCAUUCACCUUCUUCCACAGAGUCACUGUCAUAAGAUCUUUGUUCAAUCUUCCAUUGAGGGUCCACAUUGCGGACUGAUUCCCAUUGGAAUGCCAUCUGCGAAGUCUACAACCACCGGCCUCCGGUGGGACCUUAAUAACACAGAGAUGAGAUUUGGUGGCUUAGUAAGCACAUCAAAUAUAGUAAAAGGAGAUAUAGUGACAGUUCAGUCUGAUUCAGAUCUUCUUUGGACCAUUUCCAUCAAGAGGAAACCCUAGUCAAUGUUACUCAUUCCCCUGAAGCCAAUUACACUUAUAUGAGCAGAGAAAAUUCAUGGAUGAAUUUUCUGACAAGCAUAGAGAUGAGUAUUUACCAAGAUGCCAAGGGGCAUUGGGCAUGUACUACUAAUUAAUGAGCAUUAUGGAAGCGGGCAAUGUACUAAAGAAGAUGAAGCAACUUUAGGUUGCCUUCUGAUUUUCCACUUCAAGCUGUAAGUUUAUUAAGCUAUCAAAUGUUAAUUUCCA
Messenger RNA from Arachis duranensis, 1092 nucleotides. Its product is annotated as thiamine pyrophosphokinase 1. The transcript has 6 exons. Gene Ontology annotation, molecular function: thiamine diphosphokinase activity; thiamine binding; ATP binding. Lineage: Eukaryota; Viridiplantae; Streptophyta; Magnoliopsida; Fabales; Fabaceae. Bases 61 to 846 code for a protein of 261 amino acids. The record is from RefSeq and is a predicted model, not a curated record. Gene Ontology annotation, biological process: thiamine diphosphate biosynthetic process; thiamine metabolic process.